AGGAAAAUGGAGGAGAAGAAUUGGAGCAGUAUUGAAGUGAGUGGUAUGCAAUUCGGUUACGAUGGCCAAUCACCGGUAUUCAUCGACUUCACCCUCAAGAUCUUGCCCGGAUCUCGAUGCCUUCUCGUCGGCGCCAAUGGUUCUGGGAAGACCACUUUGCUGAAGAUUUUGGCUGGGAAGCAUAUGGUUGGUGGAAGAGAUGUUGUGCGGGUGCUGAAUUGUUCAGCUUUUCAUGACACACAUCUAGUCUGUAGUGGUGAUUUAUCCUAUUUGGGAGGAUCUUGGAGUAAAACUGUUGGGUCUGCUGGAGAGAUUCCACUUCAAGGAGACUUCUCUGCUGAACAUAUGAUAUUCGGAGUUGAAGGGGUUGAUCCUGUUAGACGAGAGAAGCUAAUUGAAUUGCUAGACAUUGAUCUACAAUGGCGAAUGCACAAGGUUUCUGAUGGUCAGCGACGUCGAGUCCAAAUCUGCAUGGGUCUCCUUCAUCCUUUUCAGGUUCUUUUGCUAGAUGAGGUUACAGUUGAUUUAGAUGUUGUCGCAAGGCUGGAUUUGCUGGACUUCUUCAAGGAAGAAUGUGAGCAGAGAGGAGCUACCAUUGUGUAUGCAACCCAUAUUUUUGAUGGACUGGAAACAUGGGCGACAGAUCUUGCAUAUAUCCAUGCUGGUGAGUUAAAGAGGACUGAUAAAUUAUCCGAGCUUGGUGAGUUGAAGAACUCUGCCAAUCUGCUUUCAGUGGUCGAGUCUUGGCUUCGUUCUGAAACGAAUACUGAGAAAAAGAAACCCACCAAUCCUCCAGCUGAAAACCAGAAAACUUCUCCCUUCGAUUCCUCUCCUUUUAGGUCAUCCAGACACAUGGCCUACUAUCGUUGACCUCUCCAAAUUGGUUAUUUUACCUGAUACUUAAAAUUGAAAGUCAUCUAUACAGUGGUGGUUUUAGCUGAUAUUUCAAAUUGAAGGUCAUCUAUACAAUGGUAGAUACAAAGAGAAGGUGAUAUCGGCUGGAAGUCAGUAAUAAUGCUGUUUCAGUGUAGCUUUUUGUUUAAGUAGGCAUCAUAUAGUUUAGUUUCUUUCCUAAAAAUCUCAGAAGAAAUUAGGGUUGCAAUUACUGCUAGCAUUUUGGGUUAUUUUGUUACAUGUUGAAACUCUUUGAAUAAUGGCCUCUGGCAUAUGUUAUUGUUAAUUUGUAACAGAAAUAGUGUGUUUGCAAUAUAUCAACAAUUGCUUCCAUUUGAAUUC
This is a messenger RNA of Camellia sinensis, 1236 nucleotides long. Its product is annotated as ABC transporter I family member 21. Gene Ontology annotation, molecular function: ATP binding; ATP hydrolysis activity. The record is from RefSeq and is a predicted model, not a curated record. Lineage: Eukaryota; Viridiplantae; Streptophyta; Magnoliopsida; Ericales; Theaceae.